AGGGACUGAGGCCUCUGGGACUCCUGAUGAGGGACCCCCUGCAGCACGGCGCAUUGAGGGACCCAUCUGCAGCGGGGAGUGCCCAGUGCCCGGGACCGACGGCCAGGCUGCCACGACGGAGCCCGCUGCAGGGGAGAGCGGGGAACAAGCAGCUGGAGCUACCCACAAUUCCUCCCAGCACCUUGCCAGGCUCUGAGGCGGAGGGGCCCCGAGGCCCCGCCGUGCCCGGGCAGCAGCUGGCAGGGCAGACGGGGCGGCUGUGGCGUUCUUCCCGCCCGCGGGGGAAGCGCGGCUGGCGGGAGUGACACCCCCCCCCAUGGACGGGCCAGCCCUGGGCUGUGCUGCGGCGGGGAGAGCUCGGGAGUCAGGCACCCGGCUCCCGGCCGGCCGGCCGGCGCCCAUAGACAGCGCUGCAGAGGGCACCGCGGGGCUCCCCAGGGCAGCUGCUGACUCAACCCUCUGAGGAGGUGGGGGGCGGGGAGAGGAGGGGCCGGGCCAGCCCCCAGGACCGCUCAUUAGCCCCGUUGUUGUUGUGUUGGAAAGACAAGGUGCCGGGGCUCGGCGCGGCGGGAGACGGGGGGAUUGAGCCGGCUGCGGCGGGGAGGGAAGUGGCAGGUUAGGCGGCAGCAGCCGCCUGCUGCAAGGACUGCAUGACUCCCGCAGCCUCGCCUCGCUGCAGUCCGCCCCCUUCCCAGACCCGGAGGCUGCUGGAGGGGAGGGAGGUGCCGGUCCGCGGACAAGGAGGGGCCCUGCAGGAAUCCUCGUCCUCAACGUGCAGUUUGGCUGGCGCUCCCCCUCCCCAGGAUCCCGCCUGCAGACGCCGCUGGUGAUCCCUAAGUGAGAAGUUUUUUUAUGUAGACUGACGAGAGAGAGAGAGAGAGACACACAAUGGCAAAUUCAGCCAGAGAACAUCUGCUUUUUGUGCGACGACGUAAUCCUCAGCUACGGUAUACUCUGAGCCCAGAGAACCUGCAGAGUCUGACAUCUCAGGGCACCAUACCUGAGAACAUGAACUUACAGCGUGCCAACAGUGACACUGAUCUAGUGACCUCUGACAGCCGCUCUAGUCUGACAGCGAGUAUGUAUGAAUACACCCUGGGGCAAUCUCAGAACCUCAUUAUUUUCUGGGAUAUUAAAGAAGAAGUUGACCCAACAGACUGGAUAGGACUUUAUCAUAUAGAUGAGAAUUCUCCUGCCAAUUUCUGGGAUUCCAAGAACCGGGGAGUGACGGGCACGCAGAAAGGACAAAUCGUAUGGCGAAUUGAACCUGGCCCCUAUUUUAUGGAACCUGAAAUAAAGAUCUGUUUUAAAUACUACCAUGGUAUUAGUGGAGCCCUGCGAGCUACUACCCCAUGUAUCACUGUGAAAAACCCUGCUGUGAUGAUGGGUGUGGAAGGCAUGGAUGAAGGUGCUUCUGCAGCUCAACAGUCUCGGAAACUAGUCAGCUUUGCAUUAUCAGAUAUUAGAGCAGUUGGGCUAAAAAAAGGGAUGUUCUUCAAUCCUGAUCCUUACUUAAAGAUGUCCAUUCAGCCAGGGAAAAAAAGCACGUUUCCUACAUUUGCCCAUCAUGGUCAGGAGAAAAGGUCUACUAUCAUCAGUAACACAACUAACCCUGUUUGGCACAGAGAGAAAUAUUCUUUUGUUGCACUUCUGACAGACGUCUUGGAAAUUGAAAUUAAAGACAAAUUUGCCAAGAGUCGUCCUAUCAUCAAGCGCUUUCUUGGGAAGUUAACAAUACCAGUCCAGAGACUAUUGGAGAGGCAUGCAAUAGGAGACCAAAUUCUCAGCUAUAACCUCGGCAGAAGGCUCCCAGCUGACCACGUAAGUGGGUAUCUCCAAUUCAAAGUCGAGAUUACAUCUUCCAUUCAUGAAGAUGCUUCACCAGAAACAGUUGGUACUUUGCUAGGAGUGAACUCUGUGAAUGAAGACUUAGGAAGCCCUUCUGAUGAUGAGGACAUGCCAGCAGGGAACCAUGACAUGCUUCCAGUUUGUUUAAAUGGCCCAAUCCUUGAGGAAUCUGUUGGAAAUGCACUCCUUACGCAUUCGUUAAGGACUAGUACAACUCUAGAAAUGGACCAGGAGGGGUUAACCUCUACUGCUGCAAGGUCAUCACCUAACAGAGGUCGCCAGGACUCACUGAAUGACUAUCUGGAUGCAAUAGAACACAAUAGUCAUCCUAGACCUGGGACAUCUGCCUGCAGUGAGCGUUCACUUGGGGCAUCCCCAAAACUAAGGAGUAGUUUUCCUACUGACACGAGACUUAAUGCUAUGCUUCAUAUUGACUCAGAUGAAGAGGAGCAUGAGUUGCAUAAAGAUCUGGAUUUUCAGUCUUCCUUGGAAGAAGAGGGUGGUUUAGUAAUGUUUAAUGGUGCUACAAGGAAUGUUGAAGGAAAUCUUUUAAGUUACUCAUUGUCAAAUCAGAUAAUGCAAGGUCCUGCAGAGGAUGGGAAAGUACCAGCCCUCGAAAUUCCUUUGCCGUCCUCUGAUAACCAGCAGGAGACUCUCCAAGGGCUUCCACCAUCAGAGUUAGCAGGAGAAGAUGGUGAAGGCCAGCCAGAUUCUCAGAACAAUCUGUCGGUAGAAUGGGCUGGCAGUGAAUUGUGCGCCUGUCAGGCGGCAGAGCAGCCUACUAGCAGUGCAGACACAGGAGCUUCAGACUCUGCCGUUGGUAGCAGAAGAGGUAUUAGUGAAACGGAAUCCAUUGACCAAGGAUCUGAACCAUCCCAGGUAUCCUCAGAAACUGAGCACAGCGAUCCUGCUCGCACAGAAAGUGUCAGUGAGUCCAGUACCAGACCAGAAGGAGAGAGUGAUGUGGAAGGGGCAGACAGUACUUGCAAUGAAAGUGUGACUACAUGUCUCUCCUCAGUCGAAACUCGGUGUUCUUCUUUUGAAAGUGCCAGGUUUUCUGAGACUCCUGCCUUUUCUUCUCAGGAAGAGGAAGAGGGAGCUUGUGCCACCCAUGUGACCAGAAGGGACCCUGCUGCAGAAACACAGGACUCUGUGUGCACUCCUGGCUCUUUACCUGCGGUGCGGUUACCCAGCAGUCAAGAGGAGGCUCGGCAGCUAGCUGAAGGAGGUGAAUUACAGGAUAGAGAUGACUCAGAAGAAAUUUGGCAGAGGAGGAGGAGGAGUCUGCAGGCUGCAGCUGCAAGUAGCCAGUGUCAGGAUGAAGAAACUGAAGGUACCCAAGCUGCUUGCGAGGAGGGAGCUACACAAGUUGAAGGAGCUAGUGGAGGUUCCCAAGCCAAUGGCCACCAGAAUUUGAGGUCACUACCGUCAGUACGUCAGGAUGCUAGCCGAUAUCAGAGAGUGGAUGAGGCUCUGCCACCGAACUGGGAGGCCCGAAUCGACAGCCAUGGGAGGAUAUUCUAUGUGGAUCAUGUAAACAGAACAACAACAUGGCAGCGACCCACAGCUCCUCCAGCCCCACAGAUCCUCCAGAGGUCAAAUUCUAUACAGCAAAUGGAGCAGCUGAAUCGCCGAUAUCAGAGUAUUCGUCGAACAAUGACUAAUGAUAGGCCUGAAGAGCACCCACAUGCCAUUGAUGGAGCUGGAGAGGAUACUGACUUCCAUCAUUCUAAUGCAGAUUUUCGAAGGGAGAAUGUGCUGCCUCACUCUACCUCCAGAUCCAGGCUUACUUUAUUGCUACAGUCUCCUCCAGUGAAAUUCCUUAUCAGUCCAGAGUUCUUUACAGUGCUGCAUUCUAACCCUAGUGCCUACCGCAUGUUUACAAACAACACGUGUUUGAAGCACAUGAUCACCAAAGUCCGGCGGGACACCCACCAUUUUGAGCGUUACCAGCAUAAUCGGGAUUUGGUGGGCUUCCUCAAUAUGUUUGCUAACAAACAGCUGGAGCUGCCGAGAGGUUGGGAAAUGAAGCAUGACCAUCAGGGCAAGGCUUUUUUUGUUGACCACAAUUCCCGCACCACCACGUUCAUUGACCCACGGCUUCCCUUGCAGAGUAGCAGGCCCACUAGUGCAUUAGUGCAUCGACAGCACUUAACCAGACAGCGCAGCCACAGUGCUGGUGAGGUAGGAGAGGAUUCCCGACAUUCAGGACCACCAGUUCUACCAAGACCGUCCAGCACGUUUAAUACAGUCAGCAGGACUCAGUACCAGGACAUGGUUCCAGUGGUAAGCUGUUUUCGGUUGCCACUUACAGCCUACAAUGACAAGAUUGUCGCAUUUCUGAGACAGCCCAAUAUCUUUGAAAUUCUACAAGAGCGUCAACCAGAUCUUACCAGGAAUCAUUCACUCAGGGAGAAGAUCCAGUUUAUCCGGACAGAGGGAACACCUGGACUAGUGCGUUUAUCCAGUGAUGCAGACCUUGUCAUGUUACUAAGUUUGUUCGAAGAAGAAAUAAUGUCAUACGUGCCGCCACAUGCCUUACUUCAUCCCAGUUAUUGCCAAUCCCCAAGAGGUUCUCCAGUAUCCUCACCUCAGAACUCUCCAGGUACUCAGCGUGCUAAUGCCAGAGCUCCAGCUCCUUAUAAAAGAGAUUUUGAAGCCAAACUGAGGAACUUCUACAGGAAACUGGAGACUAAAGGAUAUGGACAAGGGCCAGGGAAAUUAAAAUUAAUCAUCAGGAGAGACCACUUGCUGGAAGAUGCCUUCAAUCAGAUUAUGGGUUACUCAAGAAAAGACCUGCAGAGAAAUAAACUCUAUGUCACAUUUGUUGGAGAAGAAGGGUUGGAUUACAGUGGACCGUCAAGAGAGUUUUUUUUCCUGGUGUCCCGAGAGCUCUUCAAUCCAUAUUAUGGUUUAUUUGAAUAUUCAGCCAAUGAUACCUACACAGUACAAAUAAGUCCCAUGUCUGCUUUUGUAGACAAUCACCAUGAGUGGUUCAGGUUCAGUGGUCGAAUCCUUGGUCUUGCUCUGAUACAUCAGUAUUUGUUAGAUGCCUUCUUUACACGGCCCUUUUAUAAAGCCCUCCUCCGAAUACUCUGUGACCUGAGUGACUUGGAAUACCUUGAUGAGGAGUUCCACCAGAGUUUGCAGUGGAUGAAAGACAACGAUAUACAUGAUAUCCUAGAUCUCACAUUCACUGUAAAUGAAGAAGUUUUUGGGCAGAUCACUGAACGGGAAUUGAAACCAGGGGGUGCCAACAUCCCAGUCACAGAGAAGAACAAAAAAGAAUACAUAGAGAGAAUGGUGAAAUGGAGAAUUGAGAGAGGGGUUGUGCAGCAAACAGAAAGUCUAGUUCGAGGUUUCUACGAGGUUGUUGACGCCAGGCUGGUGUCUGUAUUUGAUGCAAGAGAAUUGGAACUGGUUAUUGCUGGCACGGCAGAAAUUGACUUAAGUGACUGGAGAAACAACACAGAGUAUAGAGGAGGUUACCAUGACAAUCACAUGGUAAUUCGGUGGUUCUGGGCUGCUGUAGAAAGAUUCAACAAUGAACAACGGCUAAGGCUAUUACAGUUUGUUACAGGCACAUCCAGCAUACCUUAUGAGGGGUUUGCAUCUCUAAGAGGGAGCAAUGGGCCAAGAAGAUUCUGUGUAGAAAAAUGGGGAAAAAUCACUGCUCUUCCCAGGGCUCAUACAUGUUUCAAUCGUCUUGACCUUCCCCCUUACCCAUCAUUCGCCAUGCUCUGUGAGAAACUGUUGACAGCAGUUGAAGAGACAAGUACCUUUGGACUUGAGUGAUACGCAAACCACAGUGCCCAGCUCUUUGGCCGUUUGUGGAUCUGUCCUCUCAAGAAUGAAUGAACAUUUGUAUUGGAUUUCUUAGAGGAAAAUUGUUUUACAAUGCAAUUCAGAUAAUGAGAUUUCCAUGACUGAGUAAAUCUAGCUUCGGAAGCAGUUACAAGCAUUGUGAUAGUGGCGGAGUAUUCUACACUAAUACUGGAGUGUGCCUGGUGUGCAGGGAAAACCAACAGUCUUGCAAUAAACAGUUUUUCUUGACUGCCAUGUUUGUUAUGGCCCAAGCAAAAGAUGUGACCAUGCAUGAUCAGCAAGGUGGCUAAAUCUGAUAAAUGGUGAAAUCCAGUUUCAAGAUAAAGUCCUUGAAUGUCCAGUUCAAGUCAAAAUGUGAAAUUGUUUAGCCCACCCCUAAAUUAGCUAAAAUCAAACUAUGGAAUUCUUUAUUUAAAAAAAAAAGUUUCCUAAAGAUACAUUACUUUAUGCCAUAUACUAUAACAGAAUAUCCAUUACUUGCUAUACCUAAGACUACGAGUGCCUGCAUGGUGUGCAUCACAGGUUUCAGCUUCCUGGGGCAGAAGUGAAUUUGAAGGAAAAUCAGCAACAAGGGAUGUCACAACAAUGGCUUGCAAUAAGGAGGUUUGUGAAAAUGUAUAUGCAAGUGGUGCGUGUAUGGCAAAUGAUGAGCUGUUAUAAGGAGAACUUAAUAAUGACCGAUUUUAUGCUUUAUACUGCAUGGAAACUGUUUUAAAAAAUAAGUAUCAAUUUACCACAGCAUAUCAGGAAAAAAAACUUACACAGUGACUUCUCUUUAUUUUUAUAGGUUCAUUAUGUUAAGUUCCUCAGAGUCUAAAUAAGAAACUAGCAUACUAAAUGCUAUUUUUGUUCAUUUCACUUUUCAUGCAUAAACAGACAUUGUGCUAGUGUUUUAUUCUUUAAGCACUCUCAAGGAAAAAAAAUGCCUUUUAUUUUUAUAUGAGUAAGAAAUUCCCAAAAAUAUUUUGCACUGAAUGUACCAAAGUUGAAGGGAUAUUAUGAUCAGACUGACCGCAAACUGCAUCACUCUUACAAGUAUCUAGAAAAUAACUUCUGAAGAACCAAGCUUUCUUCACAGUGCCAUGUCUGUAGAUAUCAGGACUGUGCACAUAAGUAAUAAUUUUGUAAAAAUCACUACAUGUGAUAUUGUAAUAUGCAUUUAUUUUAAAUGCAUUUGGUUCAUUUUUCAUCCAUCAAAUAACCUUUAAGGGAUUGAGGGUAAUACAGAUGUUUCAUUUUUCCCAGCAACUUUUAUUUGUACAGCACCGUAAAACACACUAGCUUAUAGGGGAAACCAUUUGCGACACUUAAGAGGAUGAACCUUUAAUAGUAAUGAUUCCACUCUCCCUUAUCAGUGAACCUCCAAGCUGUAAACUGUUCGUAAUGUCUUUCUAAUUGCAUUUUCACUGAUGAGUAGUUUUCUUAUCAAUGUUAAUUAAAAUGGAGUCCUUUUCAAUGGUAUAUCAAAAACUGCAUGAAUCCACCAAUUUAAUUAUGCGUAAUUUUGUCAAAGUGCACAGGGGUCACUUGCACCCAUUCCUCAUAACUAUCUUUAAUUCUAAAUUAGUUUUGCAUCUUUGCACUUGUACAGCCAUUAAGAAAUACUACAUACAUCGUGCCAGAGUUCCGGAAAACUUCAACUGGAUGUUGAAUGGCAAGAACAGAAAUACAGCUCUUUGUGUUCCUUUUGAUGGCACUCAAGCAUUUCAAGACCUGCUUUGUGGGAGAACUAAGUUUGGGAGUAACCUCAGGAUUCCCACUCUGGGGACUCUCAUUGAAUAGGGGUCUCAGUGAGGUGACAUGCUUAUUUUCCAUAUUCAUAACAAUGGAAGCACUCAUCCACUCAAGUGAACAUUGGAAUGGCAAUAAAGAUGCUGCCAGCAAAGACUACUUUUUCACCCUCACAAUGAGAAAGUAGGUGCUGUUGUGGUGGUAGGAGCGGGGUGCUGGGUAAGUGUAAGUUGCCUCAGAUCCCUCUCCCCACCCCACCCUGUAUUCAGAUAACUGAGGAAACCCCCCUGUCAAAAAUAAAAUGAAAAUAUCUUUUGACUUUACAAAUAAUGGGUUCCUC
Messenger RNA from Mauremys reevesii (Reeves's turtle), 7744 nucleotides. RefSeq names its product HECT, C2 and WW domain containing E3 ubiquitin protein ligase 2 (gene HECW2). The record is from RefSeq and is a predicted model, not a curated record. Bases 889 to 5643 code for a protein of 1584 amino acids. The transcript has 29 exons. NCBI's taxonomy places the organism in Eukaryota, Metazoa, Chordata, Testudines, Geoemydidae. Gene Ontology annotation, biological process: regulation of dendrite morphogenesis. Gene Ontology annotation, molecular function: protein binding; ubiquitin-protein transferase activity.